Mugil cephalus (flathead mullet) is the source of this 1739-nucleotide messenger RNA. It is a transcript of the gene rpf1, whose product is annotated as ribosome production factor 1 homolog. Gene Ontology annotation, molecular function: rRNA primary transcript binding. The record is from RefSeq and is a predicted model, not a curated record. The coding region runs from base 97 to 1146 and encodes 349 amino acids. Gene Ontology annotation, biological process: maturation of 5.8S rRNA; maturation of LSU-rRNA. The transcript is spliced from 9 exons. Gene Ontology annotation, cellular component: preribosome, large subunit precursor; nucleolus. Lineage: Eukaryota; Metazoa; Chordata; Actinopteri; Mugiliformes; Mugilidae.
CGGUCUCACCCCUUGUCACCGGAAGUUAGCGCACCAACUGGCAUCCUGGGCCACAACACGUGAGAAAACAAGGCGAAACAUACACCUUGUAACAAGAUGGACAUUACAGAGGUUCCUACGAAUCAGCACGGGAAAUGUAAGAAAAAGAAGAAGGCAAAGAAUAAGAGUGACAGUAAGGAGGGGAGCGGUGAAGGCAGCGGAGUGGAGAAGAUGGAGGACAGCGUGGCAGCGUCCUCUUUCCCCCCCACCUUCAGUGUGUCCGAAAUCAAGAAUAAACAGCGGAGACACCUCAUGUUUAUGAAACUCAAGCAGGAGAAAAGAAAGCAAAAGUUGCAGCUGAAGAAGAAAAAGAAGAAAGAAAGGAAAGCUUUAGGAGACAAGGCACCACCAAAGGAGGUCCCCAAGACGAUAGAAAACCAGAGGGUGUAUGAUGAGACCACAGUCAAUCCAGAAGAUGAAGAGGUUGCAUUUGACGAGGGAACUGAUGAAUUUUCUGCCUACUUCAACGGGCUGACGAAUCCCAAAGUGCUCAUCACCACAUCAGACAGGCCCAGAGGGAGGACGGUGAAGUUUUGUGAACAGCUGGCCACAGUAAUCCCAAAUGCCCACGUCUACUACAGAAGAGGUUUGGCCCUGAAGAAGAUCAUUCCCCAGUGCAUCGCCAGGAACUUCACCUACCUCAUGGUCAUCAAUCAGGACCGUCAGUUGGCCAAUGGUAUGGUUCUCUGCCACCUUCCUGACGGACCAACUGCACACUUCAAAAUGAGCAGUGUUCGACUACGCAAGGAGAUGAAGAGACGAGGUAAAGAUCCAACCGAACACUCUCCAGAGGUGAUCCUCAAUAACUUCACCACUCGUCUGGGACACACCAUCGGCCGACUGUUUGCUGCUCUGUUCCCACAAGACCCUCAGUUUAUUGGUCGACAGGUCGCAACUUUCCACAACCAGAGAGACUUCAUCUUCUUCAGGUUCCACAGAUACAUCUUCAAAAAUGAGAAGAAAGUUGGAAUUCAGGAGAUGGGACCUCGCUUCACCCUCAAACUUCGCUCUCUACAGAAAGGCACCUUCGAUUCAAAGUUUGGAGAGUAUGAGUGGGUGCUGAAGCGUCAUGAGAUGGACGCCUGCAGACGGAAAUUCCAGCUUUGAACCUUCCCUUCAGGAUGUCUACUCUCCGAGAUUCUACAGCUGUUUCUAAACUUGCACAAAUUGACUUUCAAACAGAUGCUGCAGAUUCUUUGAAGACGACCAGUGGCAACUGUUAAACCCAAUUAGAUACGAGUGGAUUAUAGAUGAGACUGUGUUGCGGUAGUCAGCUUUCCUCAUAUAAAUCUACUAUGCUCGUCUAUCUCCACUAGAUCUUGUUUAGGGACAUAUCAGUGCUGGGUUCAACUUAAGAGCUCCUAUAGAUGGAGAUGUCACUCACAGCAGGGUCCUAACAACCUUAAAACUGUCCCAUGUGUUAAGUCAGAGUUGUAUUGGCUAAAAUAAUAUGUUAAAUCCUGGUCUGUGAAAAUGAUAAAUGCAGCAGUGAAUGAAAUUUAACACACAUUUUCUUGUCUGGGGGAACAGUUCAAUUUAACUGUCCAGUGCCGCUUCUUCUGUCUGCAAGAGGAUCCUUUGAAUAAUUCAGAUUUUUUUUUUAAGGUGUAUGUUCUAAUACAACAUGUAGCUGCAAUUUUAAAAUGUGGAAAUGUCAUUUAUUCUUAAUCAGUCACAUAAAAUGUACAUAACAAAAGGCA